AUGCUGGGCCUGGAUGCGUGUGAGUUGGGGGCGCAGCUGUUGGAGCUGCUUCGGCUGGCGCUUUGCGCCCCAGUUCUCCUGACAGACAAGGCAGGUGGGCAGCUGCCACCCGAUGAAGGGCAGGAUGAGUUGGUGCUGGGGUACCAGGUUCCAGGCCAGAAGAGCCUUCGAGAACUCCAGGAGCUGGACAUGGAGGAUGAGAGUCUGACCAAGUACAAGUGGGCACUGCUGGGGCCCCUGCCACCAGUUGAAGACCUGAGCCUGCCCAAGGUACAGGUGUUGAAACUGACGCUGAUGUGUGAGCAGGCCCCGGGGCCCAUCACCAUGGAUCUCUCAGGGGACCUGGCUGUGCUGAAGAACCAGGUGUUUGUCCUGAAGGAGGGUGUGGAUUACAGAGUAAAGAUAACCUUCAAGGUCAAUAGGGAGAUUGUCUGUGGUCUCAAGUGCCUGCAUCACAUCUAUCGCAAGGGGCUGCAAGUGGACAAGACUGCUUACGUGCUGGGCAGUUACGGCCCCAGCGCCCAGGAGUAUGAGUUCCUGACUCUCGUGGAGGAGGUACCGCGGGGUGUGCUGGCGAGGGGCGCCUACGUGGUGUCUUCCUGCUUCACAGAUGACGAUCGAGCAGCCCAUCUGUCCUGGGAAUGGAGUUUUUCCAUCUGCAAGGACUGGCAGGACUGA
This is a messenger RNA of Chrysochloris asiatica (Cape golden mole), 678 nucleotides long. RefSeq names its product Rho GDP dissociation inhibitor (GDI) gamma (gene ARHGDIG). NCBI's taxonomy places the organism in Eukaryota, Metazoa, Chordata, Mammalia, Afrosoricida, Chrysochloridae. Gene Ontology annotation, biological process: Rho protein signal transduction. Gene Ontology annotation, molecular function: protein binding; Rho GDP-dissociation inhibitor activity. The record is from RefSeq and is a predicted model, not a curated record. The transcript has 6 exons. The coding region runs from base 1 to 678 and encodes 225 amino acids. Gene Ontology annotation, cellular component: membrane; cytoplasm; cytosol.